AUGACUUCUAAUACGGGGGACCAGUUUGCAAAUCUGGGCAAAGCAUUGUCCACAACCGCAUCUGCUCUCUUUUCAUCCCAGCCGAUGGAAGAUACAAUUCUCUCAUAUAGCAGCCCAUAUAAAAAGCUGCUCCAUCAAACCAUAACAAACACUGGAGGAGGAUCUUCAUUAGUUAAGCUACGUAAUGAACCAAGACAAUCAAAGGGGAAGAACAAUGGCUUUCAAAAUAUUUAUUCAACUAGUAAGGGCUUUUUUCAGAACUCAUUUAGUGAUUCAAAAACAACUUUCAAAGUAUUAAGUUAUCUUAGUGAUGAACUGCUAGAAGAUAUACCAGCAGAGUCAUCCCAUGAAGAAAGAAAACUUAUAACAGAGCAUGGAAACAAAAAAAAUAAGAAGGUAAGAAGUAAACACGAUUCUACUUUAUUUCAAGGAUUUGAAGCAUCCUUACCGGUGAUUAAUGAAACUAUAGAAACCCAGAAAAAGCUUAUAAAAAAUGAUGAUAUGAAAUCUAUAACAGAGUCCGCAGAGAUGAGCUCUUCAACCAAUGAAAUCGAGACUGAAGAUGAAGAAUUUACGCUACCCAAUCACUUAUCCACUGAAAAGCUUCGUAGUACUUAUUCUACGUCAUUUCUAAAAGAUGCUGCUAAAUCAAUCACGGAUAAUCUUGACUUACUUGAGAUACAGAAAAACUUAGCAUCCAGUGAGAUUAGGGAACUAGAUAUAAAACUGGAGAAAUUGAAAACAAUGAGGGAGCUAGUGUUUAAGAGAGUUGCUAAGAUUGAGCAGCAAGAGAUGUUCUUGGAAAAACAUUUAAAGAGCGUAAAAGAUAGAAUUGAUAUGAUAAUCGAAUUCAACAUGGAUAAGGAAGAAAAUCUAACUGAUAAAGAGGGCCCUAAUGAAUUAUCGGAAUUAUCUCCUCCAUCAGGAGAAACCACCGAUAGCUAUGCAACAGCAGCAACCACACCUCUGGAGAAUAAAGGAGAUGACUCUUCUGUUAACCCAUUACUUUCUAAAUCCAUUUAUCAAGAAUUGAAGAAUCGAGAGUCAGGGAAAAACGAUGAAUCUUUGAAGAAACAUCGCUCAACUAAAAAACUAAAAGAGUCAAGUGUAUAUAAUCGCCAUCGUCACCGUAAAAUCCAACCAACUUUGCAACAAUUUUACGAACCAGGGUCGAAAAUUGCUAGCAUUUCUAAGGCUCACGAAGAAGAAAUAAUAUGCCUAGAUUUCGAUGUUCCAUUUGGCACCAUGUGCUCAGCGGGAAAUUUGGACCAUUCAAUAAAGGUGUGGGACUUGAGUAAGAAGAAGCAAAUAGCUUCCAUGGAUGGCCAUUUGGCGUCAAUCAGUUGUAUGCAGAUGGAUCAGUACAGUACUCUGAUUACUGGUGGCCGCGAUGCUGUACUGAAAUUAUGGGAUAUCGAUAAAGCUGUAACCGAAUCAAGUACUGACGUGGAUGACGACAAUGAUGCCUGUGUAUACACAUUUGACGCACAUGUAGACGAAAUUACUGCGAUAAGUUUUGAUGGAGAUAACUUGGUUUCCGGUUCACAAGAUAGGACUAUCCGUCAGUGGGAUCUGAACAAUGGUAAAUGUGUUCAAACAAUCGAUUUAUCUUUUGCAACUGGUCCAAUGCGUUCACAAAGGGAUUCAUCUCUUUAUAACAGCAUUCUAUUAACAAAAGAACCGCCAGCAAUUGGUGCGCUACAGUGCUUUGACGCGGCAUUAGCAACAGGUACCAAAGAUGGAAUCGUGAGGUUAUGGGAUCUUAGAUCAGGGAAGGUUGUACGUACAUUAGAAGGUCACACUAACGCCAUAACUGCACUUCAGUUUGAUUCAAUUAAUUUAGUUACAGGCUCUAUGGACAGAAGUAUAAGAAUUUGGGAUCUCAGAACUGGAACACUUUCAGAUGUAUUUGCGUACGAAAAUCCUGUCACAUCAUUGCAUUUCGACCUUGAUAGAAUUGUUAUUGCCAACAAUGAACCAACCGUUAAAAUAUACAACCGCAAAGAUGGCAAUCAUUGGUUCUGUGGUGAUGAAAACCAGGACACAGGAAAUGUCGAGUUUGUAAAGUAUAAGCACGGAUAUUUGGUGGAAGGUCGUUCAAGUGGCGAUAUAAACACCUGGGCAAUUUAG
Kluyveromyces marxianus DMKU3-1042 is the source of this 2130-nucleotide messenger RNA. It is a transcript of the gene MDV1, whose product is annotated as WD repeat MDV1/CAF4 family protein. NCBI's taxonomy places the organism in Eukaryota, Fungi, Ascomycota, Saccharomycetes, Saccharomycetales, Saccharomycetaceae. The coding region runs from base 1 to 2130 and encodes 709 amino acids. The record is from RefSeq and is a predicted model, not a curated record. The transcript has a single exon. Gene Ontology annotation, molecular function: protein binding.